Molecule: messenger RNA, 336 nt
Organism: Strongylocentrotus purpuratus (purple sea urchin)
Lineage: Eukaryota; Metazoa; Echinodermata; Echinoidea; Camarodonta; Strongylocentrotidae
Product: cysteine-rich and transmembrane domain-containing protein B-like
Exons: 3
Coding region: 67-336 (89 amino acids)
Source: RefSeq, a predicted model, not a curated record
UGUUUGCUGUGUGUUAUCUCACAGUAUCAAGAACUACACGAGGGCCGUGGUCGGAUCUCUGACGUCAUGGCUGCUCGAUCAGCGCGGGUUGUGGUGAUACAGCCCUGGGCGGCGCCUGUAGGAGUAAUCACUACCACAACAUACGGGGGAAAUACGACAGUUGUCCCGGCUCUGGGCCAGCAGGGUUACCCUCAACCACAGCAAGGGUACCCUCCACCCCAGCAGGGGUACCCUCCACCACAACAAGCCGGGCAGCAGGGGUACCCUCCACCACAACAAGCCGGGCAGCAGGGGGUACCCUUCACCACAACAACUCGGGCAGCAGGGGAGGCGUGA